AACUCCCAGAGAUCUAAAGGCUAGAGACACAGAUACACAGGUAUAAAAGAACCACAGACUAAACCCAGGCUCAUACAGAGACCAAGACAUGAUGAAGCUGCUACUGCUGACCUUGGCUUUGGGGUGUGCAGCGGCUGUUCCAGUGGAGGAGAAUGGAGCGUUGGUGCAGGAAGUUUGCCAACCCCACUCCAGACCCUGGCAGGUCUACCUGUGGAACACUAAGGGGGGCUGGUAUGGGGAGGAAAGGUGUAGUGGUGCCCUCAUCAACGAGUGGUGGGUGCUUACCGCCUGGAACUGCUUUGUCGAACCUGGCCACACUAUGGUUUCUCUGGGGGAGCAUGACCUGACAGUGGAGGAAGGGACAGAGCAACAUGUCCGGGUGGCCAGAUAUGUGCAGCACGGGCCGUACGCACGAGGCCCCUCACACAGCCUGGCAAUGGUGAAGCUGGCAGAGCCUGCCCGGUUCACUCAGCAUGUCAUGCCCGUAGCCCUACCCACACGAUGCACUCAGCUCCACGAGAAGUGUCUGGUCAGCGGCUGGGGCUCCACCGUACCGGGACAGGACGAGCCCAAUCUAAUCCUGAAGUGUGAAACCCAGCGGGUCAUUGAUGACAAGAUGUGCCAGAUAGCCUUUCCCCUUUAUUGGAUUGAACAUGCAUUCUGUGCUAAAACCAUCAUCUCAACAGACAACUGCCUGUCUGACCAGGGCAGUACUGUGGUCUGUGGGGGUGAGCUACAGGGGUUGUUCUGGUCCAGUUCUUCUGACGUUGGUUUGUACACCCGCCUGUGCCUGUACCUUAACUGGAUCAGUGACAUCAUGAACACCCCUGAUCCUACACCUGAACCUGCGUGGACCACCGCAGCAGCAGCUACAACAUGGUGAUUGAAAAGAAAAACAAUAAAGUGAUAUGUACUGAAAUGUUCUGUU
Molecule: messenger RNA, 928 nt
Organism: Oncorhynchus kisutch (coho salmon)
Lineage: Eukaryota; Metazoa; Chordata; Actinopteri; Salmoniformes; Salmonidae
Product: trypsinogen-like protein 3
Exons: 5
Coding region: 89-883 (264 amino acids)
Biological process (GO): proteolysis
Cellular component (GO): secretory granule
Molecular function (GO): serine-type endopeptidase activity
Source: RefSeq, a predicted model, not a curated record